AUCACCCAAUCUCAGUUGACUGCGGGAAUUUGAACGAUCCGGACGGAACGGAACGGGAAUACCUAAACCCUUGUGGGCGAAGGCUACUUGGAUUUUUUUGGGUGGAAAAGUUUAAAGUGAUGUGAAGAAUGAGUUGGUACUUUUAAAUUCAAGAAGAAAAGUGAUCAAAAACCCGUUUAAAAUUGAGGAUUAAGUGGAGAAAAAGUAUGAACACAUUGGCCCACAAUCUGAGCCCGAUUCAGUCCAAUAUUUCACGGCUAGACACCGGAACCGCACAACUCCCGUCGACGACCUCGAACAAACCAUCCCCCGCACCAACUCCGACCAUGGUCGUGGUGGCCUCACUUGUCAGCGGGGGUGACAUUCGUCCCUCCCAGUCCACGUCCUCGAACGACGACGCCCAGGCAAAUGACUUUCUAUCGACGUCCCUCUCGUCACCGGCGUCCGCCGUCUAUCUGCUCCAGCAUCACCACAGCCAAGGACUUCAUGACCAUCAGGACCAUCUUCAGGACGGUGGUGGUCAACAGCAGCAGCAGCAGCAGCAACAUCACCAGCAUCAUCACAAUGGGAGUGCGACCACCAGCAGCAGUAAUGGAACCGCGGGAAGUGGCAGCAAACGAAGCAUAACUUCUUCGCCGACUGGUGCCGCCGGAACGAGUUCGGCGCUGGCGGCGGCCUCUGCGACCGUGGUGACCAGCCACGUGAAUCCGUUCCAUCACAAUUCGGCGUCGGCGACCACGUUGGCAAAUGACUACUACUCCGAGUACCGUCUGGGAGCCGAGUACCGGCUAAACUCGCACCAUCACCAUCACCACCACCAUCAUCAUCCGCGGGACCUGUGGACGGCGGUGGCCACUUCCCACGGAGGCGGUGGCGCCGUCGCCAGCAGCGGCACCGGCAUCGUCGACGGUCUGCUCGACGAAAGCUGCGAAACGAGCUCGUACGGUUCCUUGAGGCACUCUGCCAGCACGACUGCCGGAAAAACGCUCCGAAACGAACGCUCGGCAUUCUUCGAUUUCGCGACAACCCCUUCGACCCACCCAGCCGCUGCAGCCGCCGCCUACUGCUACCGUCUCUCAACCCCACCCCAGCUCGUGAAACGCGAACCCAGCGACGUGACGGCAUGGCACACGGCCUACUCGGAUCUCCGCUUUUCCGACCCGCUCUACAGUUCGCUCAAAUCGCUCCAGAACCAGUCGGGAUCGGCCGGAUCGCCGGUUCACCAGUUGACCGGCGGUGGUGUUCCAACGCCCCAGUCCCACUCGUCCAUCUUUCCGGAUUCGACGUCCCACCUGGUCUCGUCGUCGGCGGCGGCGGCCGCGGCCCUGGACCACCAUCAUCACAGUCUGACGGCUGCGGCCACGGAAGUGUUUUUGCACCAUCACCAUCACCACCAUCAGGGUUACGGUGCGGCGGCGGGAACCUAUCGACAGCCGUCGGAUAUUGUGACCUCGUCGGAACCGGAUUACAGUUUAGCUGGUGGCACCGGGAGUGCCGUCGGUGGUUCGUCUGCGGCGACGGCAUUGGCCAGCAUAUCGACGACGAAUCCGUCGCCGUUGAAUUCGUUGCCAGGUCAAAACGGACCACUGCACCAGCGCCGUGGAUCCCUCCAACUGUGGCAAUUCCUGGUGGCACUCCUAGACGAACCCAACUCGAGCGCCGGCUGCAUCGCGUGGACCGGCCGCGGCAUGGAGUUCAAGCUGGUCGAACCGGAGGAGGUGGCGCGCCGCUGGGGAAUCCAGAAGAACCGCCCGGCCAUGAACUACGACAAGUUGUCGCGCAGUCUACGGUACUACUAUGAGAAAGGAAUCAUGCAGAAGGUCGCCGGCGAGCGGUACGUGUACAAGUUCGUGUGCGAUCCGGAGGCGCUGUUUAACAUGGCGUACGGGACGACUGCGGCGGCGGCCGCCAGUGGUGGAGCAGGUUCCGGCUCGGGAUGUGGGGGGUUGGACGGGUCGGGGAUGGGCCAUCAUCAUCACCACGGGCAUCACCAUCACCUGUUGCAGCAGCAUCACGGGGCGGGUUCGUCGUCGCCGACCAACUGCCACCAGGGCUCGGGGAGUAACCUGGCCGGUGGAGACGAACCGGACGUGGAACGGAGUUCGUACUUUACGAACGGCUCAGCGACGUACAAUCAUGGAAAUUGA
Messenger RNA from Culex pipiens pallens (northern house mosquito), 2147 nucleotides. RefSeq names its product ETV5-related protein Ets96B (gene Ets96B). Gene Ontology annotation, biological process: cell differentiation; regulation of transcription by RNA polymerase II. Gene Ontology annotation, molecular function: sequence-specific DNA binding; DNA-binding transcription factor activity, RNA polymerase II-specific. The record is from RefSeq and is a predicted model, not a curated record. NCBI's taxonomy places the organism in Eukaryota, Metazoa, Arthropoda, Insecta, Diptera, Culicidae. Bases 207 to 2147 code for a protein of 646 amino acids. The transcript is spliced from 7 exons. Gene Ontology annotation, cellular component: nucleus.